Paramacrobiotus metropolitanus is the source of this 1113-nucleotide messenger RNA. RefSeq names its product calcyclin-binding protein-like. The coding region runs from base 228 to 911 and encodes 227 amino acids. The record is from RefSeq and is a predicted model, not a curated record. Gene Ontology annotation, biological process: heart development. Gene Ontology annotation, molecular function: ubiquitin protein ligase binding; tubulin binding; S100 protein binding. NCBI's taxonomy places the organism in Eukaryota, Metazoa, Tardigrada, Eutardigrada, Parachela, Macrobiotidae. Gene Ontology annotation, cellular component: nucleus. The transcript is spliced from 6 exons.
UUACGGCGGGCGGCAGUUAGGUUACUGAGGUGAUUUGCAAGUUUUGUGCAGGGUUUUUUUCGUGACGAUUUGUGCUGUCCGCUCUCAAAAUGAAGUAAAUUAAAUCUGAACUGUGCAAAGUUUUUGUGGCUUCUCUUUUUGAAGUUGCGCUCUCAGUUUGAGAAUUGGAUUAUAAAGAAUCUUUUAAGCGGCACGAGAAGUUCUGUUGAGUAAACAUAUUUUGAGAAAUGGAUCCUGUAGCAGAGUCGCGAUUGGAUGUGGACGAGUUAAAGCAGCUCUUCGAGAAGGCUUCGCGACCUUUUGUGAAAAACCUUCUCACUGCGGAAAUUAGCAAGCUGGAGAACGACAUUAAUCGUCGUGCGGGGCAGGGACCGAAAAAAGCGGUCUCUGCGGCGCCAGCGACCAGUCGGACCAAGAUCAGCUUGUACGGAUGGGAUCAGUCCGACAAAUUCCUUACUUUGUACAUCAGCGAUAAAUUGAAGGAUAUUAAGGGGAUUCCGGCUGAAAAUGUCACAUCGUCGUUCUCAGAACGGGGCGCUCACAUGGAAGUGAAGGGUCUGAACGGGCGCGAUUAUUAUUUCGAUUUAGCCAACUUGGCCUACGCAAUUAUCCCCGAGGAAUCUACUCACAAACUGCGCGGCGAUUCUGUGGUGCUGAAUCUGCGGAAAAAAGAAUCCAAAACAUGGGAAUGCGUUACCGCGGCGGAGAAGCAGCGGAAAGACAAAAAGGCACAAGAAAAAUUUGACAUGGAUUCGGAUGCCAAAUCGGAUCCUUCCGCUAGCAUGAUGACUAUGAUGAAAAAGAUGUACGAGGAAGGAGAUGAUGAUAUGAAACGGACCAUCAGCAAAGCAUGGUUUGAAGCGUCUCAAAAGCAGAAUAAGGGAAUGAAACCGGAGUCGUUCGGAAUGUGAUGGCGAUUUUUCCUUCUUUUCAUGAUGAUUUGGUUUCGGAAAUUUAAUUUGUCCGUAUUCGCCUUUUGUUCCAGUUUAGACUACUUGUGUCGAACAUCUCUUCUGCUCGAUGUUUAUGAAUGAACUUUCUAUAUGUCUGGCUGCGGUUUCAGAUUUUCUAAAAUUUUGGGAGACGAAGAUUUAUUAAAACCGCAUACUCGUA